Molecule: messenger RNA, 303 nt
Organism: Aspergillus wentii DTO 134E9
Lineage: Eukaryota; Fungi; Ascomycota; Eurotiomycetes; Eurotiales; Aspergillaceae
Exons: 1
Coding region: 1-303 (100 amino acids)
Source: RefSeq, a predicted model, not a curated record
AUGGCGGAACGACUAGGUCCGAAGGACUUCAGAGCAUCCACACAUGACCAUGACCCUACCGGAACGGCAGCUCCAGGCCCUUCGAUCCAGAUACCGCCGCCAGGGCACACAGGCGGCGAGCCGUAUCAGACGGAAACUUUCUUUCCGGGCAACAGCUUGAAUCCGGAAGACCAACAGGGCCAGACAGCUAGAGCUGACCUACAGAUUGAGAUGAAUGCACCGUACACAUUGGAAUUUCCCCCUGACACGGGAUUUUUGGAUACUCUUUUCGAGAAUGGCACAGACAAGGGGCAAUGCUUGUGA